Perca flavescens (yellow perch) is the source of this 1877-nucleotide messenger RNA. It is a transcript of the gene dram2b, whose product is annotated as DNA-damage regulated autophagy modulator 2b. Gene Ontology annotation, cellular component: lysosome. Gene Ontology annotation, biological process: regulation of autophagy; photoreceptor cell maintenance. The coding region runs from base 320 to 1129 and encodes 269 amino acids. The transcript is spliced from 8 exons. Lineage: Eukaryota; Metazoa; Chordata; Actinopteri; Perciformes; Percidae. The record is from RefSeq and is a predicted model, not a curated record.
UGUGGGGAAAAUACAUAUAUGUCAAUGGGAAAAUAUCGCUCCCCGAACCACUGAAGGUCCCACACAUUUGUUUUGUUUUUGACCGGCAGCGCAUGCGUGCUUCACUCUUAACUGAACUCUUGGACAACGACGCUGUGUCAACUUAAAAAAAAAAUAAUUAAGUGGCUCAUGACCUCUGCGUUGUACCGAGGAUUGUUGACGCUCGACAGAGAUCUGAACACCGGAGUCCGGUUUGAAAAUAAGUGAUAAAGGAUUUUUUUUUAAGCAGGAAGAUUGUGGUCGCUGGAGGACUCGAAUAACGACACACAGUGAGGAGACCAUGUGGUGGUUCCAGCAGGGUCUGUGCUUCCUGCCUGCGGCACUGGUCGUCUGGACAGCGGCAUCCUUUGUCUUCGCUUACAUCACAGCGGUGUCGCUGAGGCACGUGGAUCCUCUGGUGCCUUACAUCAGCGACACAGGAACGAUGGCACCAGAGAGGUGUGUGUUCGGCAUAAUGCUGGAUGUGUCAGCCUUUUUAGGGAUAGCCACGGUGUACGUGCGUUACAAACAGGUGGAGGCUCUGACAGGUGAAGGCGAAUUCAAACUGAACCGACUGAACCGCUUCGGGCUGCUGCUCGGCUUGAUCAGCUCUUUUGGGAUGUGCGUGGUCGCAAACUUCCAGAAGACCACGCUGUUCUCCAUGCACCUGGUGGGGGCGGUGCUGACUUUCGGGGUCGGGGCUCUCUACAUCGUGGUUCAGACGCUGCUCUCGCUCCACAUGCAGCCUCAUGUCCACAGCAGGACCAUCUACCUCGUCCGGCUCAGCCUGGGACUCUGGACCAUGAGCAGCAUCAUCAGCAUGUUCGUCUCGUCAGUCAUCAUGUACAGCAGUCUGCCGGGUGUCGACGUACCUCACAAACUGCACUGGACUCCUGGAGAAACGGGUUACACGGCUCACAUUAUCAGCACCGUGUCUGAAUGGUCCCUCGCCUUCUCCUUCAUCAGCUUCUUCCUUACCUACAUCAGAGAUUUCCAGAAAAUUCAUUUGCGAGCUGAAGCAGAUGUGCAGAGCAGCCACCUGUACGACAACUGGCCACACGAUGGCGUCGCAGCGUCGGAGUCUUCUCCACUGCUGGCAGGAGGAACAUGACCAGCUGUAGAGGACCCAGCUGCUUUUACACCAGUUUUUUAACUCUUUCUUAUCACGCUUAAAGCCUUUUUAUAAAGACUCUCUUAAAGCUGGUUGGUGGCUCGUAAAAAAACAUAUCCUCUCCCCUUUAGUGUUCUCUAUCCAUUCAAAUAGUUUAUUUGUCCAAGUUUGGAGAUUGGGGAGAUAAUAUGAGGGGAAAGAGACAGAUUUUUUUAUUUUUUAUUUGGGGCAAAUUAUCCUUUUAACCCAAAUAUGAGGCUUUGCACUUUUUCCUCAAACUGCAUCGGUCCUUCACGGUGACUUUCUCUACUUCAUCGCUGCACUUUAUGCACUUGAUGCUAUUACAUUUUAAAACAUCCACUGUGGUUUACUUUCAGUUAUAAAUCAUACCUGCUCUUGUCUAUGAAGCCCACUGGGGUCAUAUGGUAGAAAAAUAAAACAUUAUUACAUUUGUCAAUUCUAUUAUUUCUUUAUUCUGCAUUGAAACAAUUAAAGCUGCAGUGAGUAGAAUGCAAAAAAAAAUUUGACAGAGUGAGACCUCUUCCGGCAGCUCUCCCUUUGCCCUCUCUGUUGCACGGGCAAUGCAUGCGCAGAAAAGCCAAUAGGAACGUUCUCGCUCUCUGAAAUGACCAGAAGUGAUUGGCAGAGUCUCCCAGUGAGCCAAGAGGAAGUGCAGAAGUGUAGUUUUCUCUCAGACAACUUGAAUUUCAAUAUGCUGAAAGAUUAUAAUGAGAUCUUUGCCUAAGAA